GUAAUUUUUCACACAGCGGAAACGGAGGAACACGAACCGCUGAUUGUUCAGAAAAUGUGGAUAAUCGCUGUGUAUCAGAUAUGGCCGACCUGUCACUCUGCCUGUGUUGGCAGCGCAGCUCCUUGAGGUGAUUCAAAAACUCAGCUGAAUCAUACAGUGUAGUGUUUGUUGAGAGUGGAUUAUUACGUAAAAAUCAUCGUCUUCAUCUUUGUUUAGAACGGAAGUGUGUGUUAGGACUACUGCAUAUGUACACGGAUCGAACGUAAAGGGCUUCAACAGUUUCCUUCGGGUUUCAUAGUAACACAUACACAUACUUUAAAGCGAUUAACCAUGGAAGGUAUAGACAAAGACUGUACAGCACUUGGAGGGCUUUUCCAAACCAUAGUCAACGACAUGAGGGGAAGUGCAUUCAUAUGGGAAGAUUUCACCAGUAAAGCAGCCAAGCUGCACUCUUCCCUCAAAGCCACUCUAGGUGCUAUUGGUGCAUUUCUGGAUGCCUUUCAGAAGGUUGCAGACAUGGCUACAGGGUCCAGAGGUGCUACAAAGGAUAUUGGCUCGGCCCUGACAAGACUUUGUAUGCGACACAGAACAAUAGAGACUAAAUUGAAGAGCCUUACUAUGUCAAUCAUUGACAACUUGGUAAACCCUCUACAGGAAAAGGGAGAAGACUGGAAGAAAUCAGUUGCACAACUAGAUAAAGAACAUGCAAAAGAGUACAAACGUGCCAGGCAGGAAAUCAAGAAGGCAGCCUCGGACACCAUGAGACUACAGAAGAAAGUGAAGAAGACUACAGGGAAGAGCGACAUGCAGAUCAAACUGGACAGCGCCAUGCAAGAUGUCAACGACAAAUACUUACUGCUAGAGGAGACCGAAAAAAAUGCUGUACGAACUGCACUCAUUGAAGAACGGGGGCGUUUCUGCCUCUUCAUAAGCUGUCUCCGACCAUUUGUGGAACACGAGAUCGGCCUACUUACAGAAAUCACACAUCUACAGGAGAUUAUGGACAGUUUAUGUUAUGGAGCCAGUGAACCAGACAAACUGCCCACUGCUAGUGAACAGUGCAUCAUAGAUGUUAAAGGCCAGGACUCUUCGACAUGGAAUUUCCAGCAACAGUCGCCACCCAGCUCUCCCAGUUCGCUUGGCUCCAGGAAAUCCAGCAUGUGUAGCAUCAACAGUAUCAAUAGUUCAUCCAGUGGCUCCUUCAAGUCACACUCUCCUAGUCAUCUUACAAGGAACCGUAACUCUGUACAGCAGCACCCCCAAGUAGGUGGGGUUGUACGCCUCACAAGCGUGUCAUCACAAGACUCCGGGUUCACAUCUCAAGACACAUUGUUCCUGCGACCGACUACCCCAAACUCUCUCAGUAUCCGACAUAAGGAUGUGGACAGCCGUAGCAUGGGAGCGGAGACUCCGGAGGAUUCUACACCAUCGGACAACACUCCGUCAGCUAGCUCAACAUGGACAACAUGGCCAAACCCACCAAAUCCUGAAGCAAAAUCUGAGGCCCAGCGCCCUCACACCAUAUCCUCAGCUUAUGAGAAAUCACAGAAGCGCCCUGCAUUGUCGACCAAAUUAUUUGAGCCAUUGCUACAAGAGGGCGAAGACCAGACAACGGAGGCGCCAGUAAUUCGGAACGAGAGGUCAAACAGCACAUCUAAUUCAGUGAAUCCCUACUCGCGUCCCCAGUCGGCCACCAUUAACAAACUUCAGCCCAUGCUGCCUCCUCUGGCACCAAAACCGAAGUCUCGUGCAGUAGCUCCCCCAAAAGUCCCUGUUGCAGGUGAAUCCCAGGCUCUGUACGUAAACUUGACAGAUCUAGCGAAUAUAGCCGCGGAGCAACAGAAGGACCAGGGUACUGACAAUGACAUGACCCCAACUGAAAGGAGUCCUCCAGCUACAAUGCACCAGCAGUCCUUGUUUCGUCUAAACUUGGAGGAGGCCAUCCGCGAUCUGGACAGUUGCACAGCAGCACUACACACGGACUACAACCCGAAUAGCCCUGCCAGUCAGAACACUGAGCAACAGCAAAUAAAACAGAACUCCCUGGAGUUAGCGGAGGCUAUAAAGGAAUUGGAGGCUUCAACAGCCGCACUGCAAUCCUCUUACGACACAUCCAGCACCACAAGCCAGAAUUCGCUCCAGUGCUCCAGCGGUUACGGUACGAUGAACAGCACACCUUCGGGUUCCAAGGAUACCAUUGCAUCUGGUGAUUAUGAUUUAUCAACAGAGCUGGAUUACGUGCCGGAAAUCGAGAAGUACUAUACCAUUCCUCGAAACUCAGAGAUGGGGAAUGUGUACAGACAGUUGCAGGCCACGCGCCCUGCCUCCUUAGCAGGUAUUCCUGUGUCCAGCUCCCAGGUAGCCAGACGGGCCUCAAUGAACACUUCCAAACCACCGCCUCCUGUGCGAAGGUCAUCGUCCAUCAGUACUGCUGCAGCCCCGCCUGUUGUUCAGCGCAUGAGGAAGACCCCACCGCGUGAUAUGACAAACAAGGUCGCUCAACCUGUUGCGGCCGGACACCGUCGCAGUAGCAGCUCUGGCGGUCUCUCGGAGCCCGCCUAUGCCGAGCUACAGACCAUCCAACAGAGCAUCCAGUUACGUCAUCAGCAGCAAGAACAACAAGGCCACUUACUACAAGCUAAUCCAUAUGCCACCACGGGCACCCAGCACAUUAUAAUGUCGGCACCACCUACACCCUCACAACACAUGCCACAGCCACUGCCCCCUGGUAGCAUCAAUAAUCAAAGGGGACAUAAUCCACUUCCCAGGCAGAGUGCCACUCCUCAUAAUAAAAAAGUCAGUGGAACUGAAGCCCCCACAAUUCCUCCCCCAGGCAUUCCAGGGCCUGGAAGGAAAAAGCCGGAGAGUGCUCCACUGUUGGAGCCACCAGACAUGGACAUUGACUUGCCCCCACCCCCUACAGACUGGGAGCUAGAGGAGAUAGAGAAGGUUUAUAGUUGCCCCCCGCCCGUCAAACCUAAGCCCCCUCCCCAGGGGUCAAAUCCAGAAAAUGUUCGGGCUUCCUUAUUGUCAGAACUUAAACUUGGACCCAAACUACGACGAGUGACUUCUGAAGAUGGGUCAGAAUGCUAAGACAGGAAGUGCUUUGUGAUUUUGUUUUUAUUCACCUGAUAUUUUUAAUAUUUACUAGUGUUCAACUUUUAUGUGUGCCCAGAAAUGCUGGUUUACACAUGGUUAUCUCCUGCUAGCAGCAAUUUUAAAAUGCAUUUAACUUUUCUUUUUUUAACUCACCAGGCCCUUUUGGCCAGGUGGGCUGAUGCCAGGGUGUCAUCUGUCAAUGCAUCUCUCUGGCUUCAACUUUUUAUCUCAAGAUGACCUUUCUCAAAAGAGGCCAAGAGCCACCAUAUAUGGCUGGCAAUUUCCUGGGAUUAAGUCAAAUAAAGUUUGUGAAAGAAAUGACUUUGACCUAUAAUCAAGGCCACAUGGGUCAGAUUUGUUGAUAUAGUCAAUGAACUUUUGUUGAUUAACCAAAAGUCCUAGAAUCAAGAUAUAUUUGGCUGUUAGGAUCCAGGGAGAAUGCCUGACAGACUUUGUGCAAAGAAAUGACUAUAACCUGUAUAUUGUUAGAUAUUUGAGAAGUACUGAAUGGAUACUUGCCAUGCAUGUUUGGGAAAAAGUUUCCAACUGGCAACUAUCUUGCUUCUGACAAAUUAAAUUUAUGUCGUUUUAUCUUGUGUAAUCAUGUACAACAAAUAAUUAAGAGUAAAGAAAACAGAAAAUAUCCAUGUAGCUCAUUGUAGCUGGCAAACAGGGUUUAAUUGGCUGAAAUGCAUUUUAGGAUAAAAGUAUGUUUGUGACAAACACUGAAUAAUGCCAGGAGAGCAAUACAAGCUGAAUAGGUCUCUUGAUUUGUUUCAAACUUUUCUUUUCCAUACAACAUACUUAUAAUAAAUAAGCUCUGUUCGUCCGUCCAUUCCGUUUGUCUGAAUAAGCAUUUUCUGCUCCACAGCUCAAAAAAUUGUCCAAACAUCAGGCUCGUGUCUUAAAUUUAGACCAGUAUCCUAACCACAAGCUAGUGUCCUAACAUCAGGCUAACUGUCUCCUAACAUCAAGCUAGUGUCCUAACAUGCUUGUGUCCUAACACAUCAUGCUCGAGUCCUGACACAUCAGGCUAGUGUCCUAACCUCAGACCUGUGUCCUACUGUGUCCUAAAUCACCAGGUUAGUGUUGUAACACAUCAGAUAAAUGUACACAUCGCUGGCAAGUGUCAUAACAUAUAAAACUAGUGUCCUAACCAUAGAUAAGUGUCCUGACACCAGGCUAGUGUCCUAACACAUCACACUAGUGUCCUAACACCAAACUAGUGUCCUAACACAUCACACUAGUGUCCUAACACUCCAGGCUAGUGUCCUAACACAUCAAAGAAAAAUAAACUAUGGUGAAUGAUCAUUAGUGUACGUUAAAAGUCACCAAAGUUUUCAUUGGUCGAAUGUCACCAAGGUUUCCAUUGGUCAAAGUCGAACUACAUUUCUAAACUGUUUUUCUGUAUUGUUUAUGUGUAUCACUGAUGACAGGACUACAAUGUACUAGGGGAUCUUUACAUAUUAAGUACUGGAAUAUGCAGCAAGGAUAUUACUUAAAUUAUACCUAGCAACAUAACAUUUUUAUGAGUUAAAAAAAAAAAAAAAAAACACUUUAAAUUAUUUACCAAGAUUUGCAUAAUCCAUUGUUCUUAUGAAAAUGCCUGGUAUGACAACACUACUGUUAUUGUGGACAACUGACAUCAGGAAUAUGUACUGUAUGAUUUUAUCGGGACAAAAUUAGCAGUUUUGGAAGGCCUUUUCCAAAGAAUGCAUGCAUUGUCUAUGGUCUGUUUAAGAUAAAUUACUCACACUCUGACUGAUAUUAAUUUGGAUGCUGCGAUGGAAUUUGAUUUCUUAUGAUUAAGACAAUUGCGUUCAAAUAAGUGAGUGCUGGGAUGCUUUUAAGUCCACAGGGAUGAAUGUAUUGAAACUGUAAAAAUCUAAAAAUCUAUAGCCUUAACCUUUUCUAUGAUGCAUUUGCUUCUUACUUUCUGUAUUGUUUGUUUUAUUGAAUAGAAAUAAUUUAAAUGUCAUAUUUUUGUCAAUUUUUUUUUCUCUCGAAGAUAAUAGAAGUGUGUCAUGGUGUCUGUCUAUAAUCAACAUAAAAGUGUGCCAUUAUGUGAGUUGUGUUGUCGGAAUUUGUAUGUAACCCCCGUGUAAGGAUACAAAUGUUUAUUCCAGUAAAAUCGGCCACACCAUAUUUGGUUAUUUUAUAUUAUUUUUCUGUUUUGCAGUAAAUCAUACUUUUGGCUCAAAUAACACAAAGUGCCAGUGAGCUUAUGGUAUGGUGCAUGAAUGGUCGUCUGUCUUCUGUUGGCCUUUAGGCAGGAGGUGCAUGUGGAAGAAUACAUUUAAGUUCCCUCAUACAAAUUACCUUGACUUCUUUUCAUGGUCACAGAGGCCAAAUAUUUUAAAAUUAAUGUAUGAAUCUUCUUCACAAGUUCUUAAAGAUGCAGGGUGUACAUCUUUGGCCAGUACAUCUUUGGCCUGCUGUGGACGAUUAUGGAAUUUCCUCAUAUCAAUGACCUUGACCUGUUUUCAAAGUCACAAGUGUCAGAUAUGUUAAAAACUUCAAUGAUCUUCUUUUAAAGUUACAGAAAACCCAGAUGCAUAAUAUUUCCUUCCAGCAGGUAAUAAGUAUUGAGUGCUUUUAUAAAGAUUCAGCAUGCAAGUAAUUUUGACCUCUUUUCAAGGUCACCAUGGUGAAAUAUGAAAUAUGACCACUUACACUAUUUGUAUUACACAUGAGCAACAACUUGCUUCACAUCACGCUUCAGAUAGCUACAUGUUAUCGGUUUCACAUUGGUUAUGAUUGAUUUAACAAUAAAACACCAACAGACUGACGUAAUAUUUAGAAUUCCCAUACCAUACUGACUUGAGACAAGUCAUCUUUAUAAAUCCUUCAUUAUGGUUCACCAAUGCAUCAGUGAAUUAUAUCACCUCUGUUAGAAAUAUUGUAUCCCAUUUCCUAAAACUUCAAUAACAUAUUAUGGUCAACAUGAAAAUUGGAAAUUGAACUUUUGCCAUAAUUCCUAACUGGCCAUGGGAGCAAUUCAGGCCCUGGUGGCCUCUUUGCUAAUAUAGGUACCUAACAUCUGUUAAGAAUUGUGAGUAACUUGACAGAUGGUACAUUUUUCCUGUCUCAUUGGUACAUUAACACUGCCUGUCUGGUAUAUUUCUAUCUUGAUCAUCUCAGUGGUAAGAGACACACGGCCUGUCUAGGACUUCUAAAUAGCCAACAGAUUUAGUGUAAGGUUGGGUCAUUGGCUUGGUGGCUUACCAAUAAACCACCAGUAAUAAUUCUCAAGAUCAGAUUAAAAUAGAAAUAUAAUUGGUUUGGCGUAAACCGGCCAACCCUGAAAAAAUUCGCCUAUUGUGAAAAAUAAAACAAUUUAAAAUUUUUUUUUUUUUUAAUGACUUGACUGUUCCGGAUAUUUUCCGGAAGUUGCUUUGCAAAUUCGAAAAUAUGUCUCGCAAACCCAAAUAACCUUGAUUUGUGUUUCUUUUGUUUAAGACCACAGAAUGAAUAAUGAUUUCUGGUCUGUUUUUGUAUCAAAGGUUGAAAAUCUGUUUUCAGAACUGAAUAAAAAAAAGUUCAGCACUACCUACCUACCAAAUGUUAAUCCUCCUGGUCGGGUUACGGGCAAACCAAGAUAUUUUUAACGAUGGCCUCUGAGAAAAUUGGGGAUACAAGCCUGUUGUGUUUGUUAAAGCAUCAAGGUCAGAGUCAAUGAGUCACACUGUUGUCAAAUAUCUGCAUCCCAUCAAAGCCAAUGGUCACCAAAUGAAAGAACCAUCAAGUUCAUUAGAUAAUCAUCAGAUUUGUAAAUCAUUUGAGUGGGGGACUGCAUCUGUAAAAUAAGUCGAUUUCCAUUUACUUCAGAAUACCCAGAAAGACUGGAACACGGUUUUGGGUCUGUAGCAUACUGCAACAACAGGCUAUCAAAUUUGUUAAAAUAAAUUGCCGUGAUCAACUUUCAGGAUCAUGGGGCUGAUUACAUGCAAACCUUGAAACAAUUUGUGAGUAACCAAGAGGCACUCCUCCAGAUUUACCUUGUAUAAUUUGUGCAUUAAAAGACACAGUUGAUUGAAAGUCAUCAUGAAGAUUUUGUUCAGUAUCAGCUGGGAGAUGCAGGUCCAUUGUGCCUCUUGUUAUAUAAUGCACAACAAAUGUAAGCGAUCACGUGACAUUGUGAAUAAGAUGAAGUUGCCCAAGUGAUGGGGGCAUCCUUGAUAUCAUUUCAUUAGCUGGGUUGUAAAUUACCAAAUUGCCUGUAACCAGCAACUGUAUAAUCCUAUAUUUUGAUCAGUAGAAUUGUUUGUUGGUGUGUGUAAUUAUGUGAUCAUAUAGCUGGAGAUGUUUAAUUAGCCAGGGAUGUGUGAGAAUCUCUUAAUUAGUAUAGAAGCCAUUGAGGAAGAUGUGUAAAUACAGAUCCAGACUUAUGUUUGAUAUACCAGAGUGUACACAGUUUUGUUAUUUAUUGGUAUGCCAUUAAUUAUCAUGAUAUUACAUUACUAGGUAAUUAUAUUACAUUACUAGGUAAUUAUAUUAUAUUACUAGGUAAUUAUAUUAUAUUACUUGGUAAUUCCCAUUAGCAUGACUAUAAUUUUUCAUUACAAAAGGUCGAGAUUGACAUUAAAUGUCAUUUUAACUUAUUUUGUGUCCCUAUAAGCCUUAGAAUGUACUAGGUCCGUCUUUGAUUUCAGAUUUACCUGGUACAAAGCAGAUCUUAUCCAAUUUUAUGAAAUUUGUCGUUUACAAAUACAUAAUAUGGUCUUUACUAAGUAAAUUGUGCAGUAUGUGUGAUAAUCUGAUUGUUUUUAAUAUUUGUUUGGGAGUUAUAUCCCCUUUAUAUCAUAAUAUCAAUUUUAUCCAAAGUACUACUGCUUAUUGUUUUGACUGAUGUAAAUUUGCAUACAGUACCCAAAGUAAAGUGAUUGUGCCAUUGUGAUUUUUAUUUCCACCCCCUCUACGACACAUAUACAGGAAUCAAAAUAUUUGUCUGUCUGUCUUUCCGUCUGUCUGUCUGUCUGUGUACGGCCUACACCUUCAAGAAUUUUUCAUAUAGAUUUCAAUGAAACUUCACACAUAAUUGUUAUUUAUGACCUGUUGUAGUGACUCUCUGAAAGUUCCAUCAAUUUUUACCGGAGUUAUGGCCCUUGAUGUCACUCAUGAGACAUAUCUUGUCUGGACUUCAAAUCAAAUUGAAUCAAUUUAAUAAAACAGAAAUAUAAGGGAAUAUGUGAAGAUGUGCAUUAAGGUUUUUUCCCCAGAAAUUUUGGUUGUCAUGGUAAUCAGGUCACUAUACACAGGUUUUAUGUAAUGGUUAAUAUCCCAUCAGCCCUUAGAUGAAUCUUAUUCAAACUAGGUCAAGUGGUGUAGCUUAUUAAUGCCUAUUAUUGAAGACAUUAGAUAUUUCCAGAACCGUUCCUAUAGAAACAUAAUGCAGGCUUCUGAUUUGUCUAUAAAUUUAGAUAUUGUCUCAUGAAGCUAAAUAUUGGUAUAUUAAUGUUUUGAAGGAUAGCAAAUACAACAGUGCUAUUUUUCCAAAAUUUGGUUGCCAUGGUUGCGGGGGUGGGGGAGGCAAUAUUUGUUAGCUGUUGGCUUACAGUUCUAGUUUUAUUUGUUGUUUUUUUUAUAUAAAAUGUUUGUCUCUGUCUAAUUUCUGCAGAAUUGAGUCAAUGUGUUGUAACAUUAGUUACUGUACCAAUAUUCCUGAAAUUUUCUACUCAAAAUGAAUACCCAGAAAACUACUAUACUUGUGUAUAUUUUAAAAGAAUGUUGUCCUUUGAUGGAUUUUUCUUCUGUUUGGAAGUUUUAACUGUUUAUCUUGCUGACAUAAAACCUGUUCAUCACCUGUACAUGUGGCUGUUUCCUCCAAUAGUAAACAUUUCCCCCUCAACAGUAAAAAUGCUGCAGACAGUGUUGCCUACUUCUGGCCAUAGGUCUACUUCUGACCAUGUGUCUUCAUUUCCUAUCGCUGUACUUUAAUAAAACUUAAUGCCACAUACUCAGUAUAUAACCAAGUGGUGUAUAAUUCCUUAGAUCCUAAAAAAAAACCAGUUUCAUGAAACCAACCAUGUUAUCACGACUGUCAAAAGUUUAAUCUUAGCCCCAAGGGACAUACAGUUGUAGGAUUGCAUGACGUUGCACAAUGUGUGGUGUGCACACAAAGCCGCACAAUGUAUGCAUGUUGGAAUAUAUGUGCGAUUGUAUCGUGCAGGCAAUACCGUAUGUGCACAAUUAGUGAUUGAAAUGAAGUGUGCUGGAUAACUUAUCGUGGUUGAUAUAAAUCUAGGAAUUUAUUAUGAAUAUGUUAAAACUCUCUGAACUGUUUUGAUCAUAAGAUUGUAUACAUCAUUUCUGUAAUAGCCUACAUGGAAUUAGAUGUAACCCGAUCUAUCCUGGAUUUUAUUUAAGAAUAAAAAUAAAUUUUGU
Pecten maximus is the source of this 9483-nucleotide messenger RNA. RefSeq names its product protein MTSS 1-like. Lineage: Eukaryota; Metazoa; Mollusca; Bivalvia; Pectinida; Pectinidae. Gene Ontology annotation, biological process: plasma membrane organization; cell projection assembly. Gene Ontology annotation, molecular function: phospholipid binding; actin binding. Bases 331 to 3093 code for a protein of 920 amino acids. The transcript is spliced from 16 exons. Gene Ontology annotation, cellular component: cytoplasmic side of plasma membrane; actin cytoskeleton. The record is from RefSeq and is a predicted model, not a curated record.